AGGAGUUGGUUCCAGAACGGUCUCAUCCUCUAGCAAACAGUGAAAUGUAACAGUCGGAGAAGUUUCAAUGAUGCAGUUGUGGUGUUUUUUACCGGUAGCAAGUCCAUUUGAGGUUUCAAGUUUCAGGUUUAGUAUUGAGUAGAGUUUACGCAGCUUUAUGAUCCUUUGCUUUACCGUUGGAAAAACAAGCCACCCUCUCCACUCCAGCUCAAUCAUCACCCGUUUACUACAGACAGGCGGUGCUAAACAAUUGCAGCGCACAUCAACCCAGGGAGCUCCGUUCUCUCUAUAUAACGCAUCCAAAUCCUCAAGACCCGAAACAGUGCGCCCCCGUUCUGAAUUUCCCACACACAAUCACCCACAUCACAGCCCCGUUUCAACUCAUCACACGCCACUACACCACCUUUCAAAAGGCCCUCAUCAUCACACGAUCGAGCUAGCGGACUAGAGGGAUCGAGCAGCAUCUAAUCUAAGCUAGGUAGCCAUGGCAUGCAUCAACAUGUACAACCCGGACGGCGGCGCGGCGUUCGGCGGCGCCGGGCAGCCAGGCCCGCGCAUAUCCUUCUCCAGCGACUUCUCCAUGGAGCCCCCGCCGCCGGUGCAGAACCGGGCAAUGGGGCUGCGGUGCCAGGAUCAGGAGGACCAGAACUUCGAGUUCUCCGUGGGGAGCCACCCCAUGAUGGCCGCUGACCAGCUCUUCUCCAAGGGCAGGAUCCUCCCCUUCAAGGCCGCGGACGGCCGCCCGCCCACCACGCUCCGGGACGAGCUCGUCCGUGCCGAUGACGACAGGGCGUCGGCGGCGUCGCCCAGGGGGUCCAGCCGGUGGAGGGAGAUGCUCGGCCUAAGGAAGUCGCUCUGCGUCGGCGGCGCCAAUGCCGCUGCCUCUAACGCUAAGAAGAGCGACAGAGUCGUCGCCCUCGAUGCCGACAUGGCCACCGACAUCGCCGCGUCGUCCAAGCAGGAUCUAUGAGGUGACAGAUCGAUGGGGAUCGAUUCGAUUAGACGCCACGAAGAUCUUCUUGUUCUUCUUCUCCCGUGCGAUCUCUCCUGUCGUGAUCAUCAUCGAUCUCUUCUUGCUUGUCAAUGGCAACUAGUUCUUGUAGAUUGUUUUGGGUUGCCUCAUUUCUAAGUGUGAUACUCCAGCAGUCCAGCCAGCUAGAUGACCAGUGUGUGUUGAAGAGCAAACGAUUCUGUAAUUUCUUUUUCCCUUCCAUAAGUGCUCUGUCUAUCUAGCUAGCUGUCCUCUAGAUCCCCAUCGCUUCAUCCCAAUCUUCUUUUUUUCCUUCACAUCUUUUGGUUCGUUUACCUGCCCAGCCGGCCUGUACAUAAUGCUUGUGUAGAUGGGAAAAAUUUAUGGUGCAAUGAUUAGCUUUGCCAGAUGGCCAGAUCUGUGACGACAUGAGCUCCUCGCAGCCAUGGAGCUAAAGCCUUUCUGGCCUGUGGGGAUCAUGCAACUGUGUGCUCCUUUGUCUCCUUGCUCUGCUGUAUGUGAGUUUAUAAAGGCAGACAAGAGCCACAGAAGGAGUGCGUGCGCUGUGAGAAGGAAGACGAAGAAAUGAAGAGCAGCUAAUCAAUCUAAGCUUAGCUCCCCGACAUGUCCUCUCCCCUGCACGAUGCAUCUUCAAUUCCCUGGGUAGGGUAUAUACCAGCGUUAAUUAUUGUAUUACUCUAGGCUCUAGCUGCGGCCAAUGGUUGAACUUUGCCAUGCCUCUUUACAGAGGAAAUUUUAAAAUGGGGGAGGGGUUAUACAAA
This is a messenger RNA of Brachypodium distachyon (stiff brome), 1752 nucleotides long. RefSeq lists its product as uncharacterized. Bases 485 to 970 code for a protein of 161 amino acids. The transcript is spliced from 2 exons. Lineage: Eukaryota; Viridiplantae; Streptophyta; Magnoliopsida; Poales; Poaceae. The record is from RefSeq and is a predicted model, not a curated record.